AUCAUUAACCCUCGUCUAGUUUCUAUCUGUAAACCCCUGUACAACAAUAUUCGCCUUUGUAUCAUAAAAUCAUUCAUUUAUUGACCAAAAAAAAUAUAUAAUUUAAGUAAAAACUCAUUGCCAAUCAGCAUAAACAUAUCAAUUUAUAUUAAAUAGUAUAUAUUUAUAUAAAUUUUUUUAAUAUUUAAUAAUAAUUAUGUGUGUGUGUGCUAUUGUGAAGUUUAUUUUUAACUGUAUAAUAAUUGACAGAUAUAAUGUUGUUUAUAAAUAAAUAUGAACCGGUAAUUUGUGAUGAUAAAAUAAAAAUUAAAUUUAUAUCAUACCUAUUUUAAAUUAUUAAAUAAUUUAAAUAGCAUUAUUCAUAAUAUAUUUAAUGAAAUAUGCUCACUGAAAUGGUCCGUUUGUCUUAUCAGCAUCGGGCAUUUUAUUGCUAUGUUAUACUGAGUGUUUGGAUAUUUCUUCUUGUUGCUGGAAUGUAUAAAUACAUGGGAGUUGAUGAAAAUAAUUCAUUUCAAGUAAAACCAAUAAGUAGUGAUCACCCAAUUCGUGAAUUUUCACGUCAUUUUAAACCAGAUAUUAAAACGAAAAGAAUAUUUAAACUGUGUAAUCCACCAGAUGAUAUAAAUCCUGGAGUUGAAGGUAAAAUUGAUUCUAAUUUAACACUUGAAGGUGUUUUUAUAUUUAUUCGUCAUGGUGAUAGAGGACCACUUGCUCAUAUUCGUAAUAUCAGUACAGUUAAUUGUGCUGGUGAUUUAAAAAAAAAUACAAUAUAUGAAAGUUAUAAAAAUUUUUUAGAUAAUGCAACAUUAUAUUAUCGUUCAAUAUGGUCACAAUUUUUAGGACCAUUUCAUGGUUUUCCAAUGUUACCAUCAAAUACAAAAUAUUGUAAAAUUGGUGAAUUAACAACACUUGGUAUUGGACAACUAUUAAAAACUGGAUUACUAUUAAAAAAUGCAUAUUUUAAUAAAUUAAAUUUUUCUAAUAAUACAAUAACAACAAAUGACAUUGUUAUUUAUAGCACAAGAUACAGAAGAACUGUACAAAGUGCAAUUGCAUUAUUAUAUACAUUUUUAAAUGAUGAUAAUGAUAAUAAUAAUAAUUAUCAAAAUUUUGCUAAAUUAACAUUAAAAGAAAGUUCAAGUUAUACAUUUUGUAAUAAUGAAUGUGCUUGUCCAAUUGCUGAUAAAUAUUUAAAGAAAUUUUACAAAGAAACUGGAAAUCGUUUAAAAUCACAUCCAGCAGUUGGUGAAUUAAUAAAACAAUCAUCAAAAAUAGUAUUUGAAAUGCCAGAUCAAAUGAAAACAACUCAUCCAUAUAAUUUACGUGAUGCAUUAUUAACAUAUAUUUGUCAUGGUGCAUCAUUACCAUGUAUUAAUAAUAAUUCACGUCAAUGUAUUAAAAGUGAACAUAUAACUGGUUUAUUUGCUUAUACAGAAUGGGAAUCACGUUUAAAUAUUAAAAGUAUUAAUCGUAAAAAAUAUGGUUUAUUACGUGCAUAUGGUAUGUUAAAAAAUAUUGUUAAUCAUAUGGUACAAAUGAUAUCUGAAUCAAAACCAAAAAUAGUAUUAUUUUCUGGACAUGAUAAAACAUUAGAAUAUUUAUCAAUUGCACUUGGUAUAUUAUCUGAUAAUACAAUAUUACCACAUUAUGCAACAAGAUUUAUCAUUGAAAUUUGUCGUACAAAUAAUAAUAAUAAUAUUAAUAAUAAUAAUGAUGCAAAUGAUUAUUAUUUUCGUGUUAUUGUUAAUGGUAAAGAUGUCACUCAAACAAUACCAUUUUGUAAAUUUACAAAUUAUUAUAGUGCAAGUUAUAUUGAUAAAAAUAAUGAUGGUGAUUAUUAUCGUAAAGAAUAUAAAUUAUGUUCAAUUGAAUCAAUUAUACGACAAAUUCAUGAUGAUUAUUUUUCACCAUUUAAUGCAACUAAUUUUAAAGAUGCUUGUACCAAUUAAAUUAUUAACUUUUUUUUUAUUUAUUAAUGAAAAAGAUUUUUUUAUUAGAUAUUUAUUAAUUUAGUAAUUGUAAAUAUGUGAAUAAUUUUGAAUAAUGUUAAUUUGUUUGAAAGUAUAUCGCCAAUAAUGUGUUGACAAUGGAAAUAAUCAUAAUUAAUUAAUAUAGCAUAUCAUUAGAUUAUAAACGAAAUGAUUUAUAGAAAAUUUAGCGUCCAAGAAGAAAUUAAGUGUAGAUUAUAUAAUUUAAAAAUAAAUAUACAUCUAAAGUACUUCCAACGAAUGAUGAUUUAAAUAAAUAAAUAUAUACAAUAUUUGAAAAUUAUUAAUUAUUUAUUUCACAAAAAAAGAGGUAACAUUUAUUUUUCAUUUUAUUACAAAGAAAAUCAUCGAAUUAAAAGUUUAAUUAAUAAAUACUGAUUAUAAAUUAAAUUAUACAAGGCACAUUAUUUGUUAGCUAAAAUUAUUUUACUUUACUCAAUUGUUUUUUUAACAAGUUAAAAGAAAAAAAAUUUCAAAAAAAACUUUGGUAAUAUUUAUGCAAAGGAAGCACAAUAUUAUUUAACUUGAUUAUUAUUUUUAAAAUAUUAAAUAUUAUUUAAAAAUUAAAAAUUAAUUCUAAUUAGAGAGACAAACAGAAAAAAAAAAAAAAAAGCUAACUUAUUGUAAUAAUCAUACUAAUUAACAUUAUCUUAUAUUAUAUAAAAAAUAUUUU
Aphidius gifuensis is the source of this 2661-nucleotide messenger RNA. Its product is annotated as 2-phosphoxylose phosphatase 1. The transcript has 4 exons. NCBI's taxonomy places the organism in Eukaryota, Metazoa, Arthropoda, Insecta, Hymenoptera, Braconidae. The coding region runs from base 381 to 1949 and encodes 522 amino acids. Gene Ontology annotation, biological process: dephosphorylation. The record is from RefSeq and is a predicted model, not a curated record. Gene Ontology annotation, molecular function: phosphatase activity.